Molecule: messenger RNA, 4968 nt
Organism: Anopheles coluzzii
Lineage: Eukaryota; Metazoa; Arthropoda; Insecta; Diptera; Culicidae
Gene: Lrpprc2
Product: leucine-rich PPR motif-containing protein, mitochondrial
Exons: 2
Coding region: 97-3285 (1062 amino acids)
Molecular function (GO): protein binding
Source: RefSeq, a predicted model, not a curated record
CACUGACGUUUCUAGCUGUCAGUGUGGUGCGCGAUUCAAAACAAACCAACCCCCGGCGGCCUCGACCGAGCAGCUUUUGCACACGUUCAUACCGCAAUGAAUCACCUUCGAGUGACCCUGCUGAGGCGGGUGGUGGUGUGCCAGCGGGCCGCCCUACAGUGUGCUGCCGCCGGUUCGUGUUACGGUGCCGGAGUGCUGCAGCAACACACCGUACCGUUUGCCAGACUGCUGUCCCAGUCCGUGCGCCACUGCCAGACGGUCCCGUCGGCGAAGCAGCAGGAAUCAACGGCCCACCAGUCCGAUCGAGCAGCAAAAGCGCCAUCCGGCAAGCAGCAGCAAAAGCCGGUCGACAGUGUACGGCUGGUGGACGAACUGCGGUCCGAUGCGAUCGUGUACCGGCGAGUGCAGCUGGAAAAGCUGAACCAACUGCUUGCGAAACCGUUCGAAAUACCGGCCGAUGCGUACGAGUUUUUGCUCCAGUGCUGUGGCUCCCUGCUCUGUGCGGAAACGCUCGAAACGCGCAUGAAGGUGUUCGAGCAGUUCUGGUUCUAUCUGGGCGAACCGCAGCAGAAACACUGGAAGGUGCUGCUACAGGUGUACCGGGAGAACGAGCGCACCAUCACGGACGUGCCGGCGUUUCUCGCGUCCAUGGGCGACACGGUCGAGAAGGAUGCCGACCUGUACCGGGGGCUGCUGGGGGUGCUGGCCGAGAAGGGAGACAUCGCGGAGAUGAAGCUCGUCGGGGAGAUGAUGAAGGAGCGCAACCUGCCGCUGACGGUCGACGUGAUCAACCUGAUGAUACGCGGGUACGGCCGGGCCGGCGAUCUGGACGGCGUGCAGAUGGUGCUGGAAACGAUGAGCGCCAGCAGCGUGUCGGCGAACGGCGAAACGUACGGCGAGCUGAUGAUUGCCUUCCUCGAGGACGGUAUGGGCGACCGGGUGCUGAAGAUGGUGCGCGAAAAGGGCUCGCAGCUGCAGGAGCGGCACGUGCUCGAGCUGCUCGCCCUCGCGCUCGGUGCGAAGGUGCAGCCGGAGCUGGUGCGCGCCCUGCUGAAGCUGCUGCCGGAGGAGCUGACCGGCGACGGCCGGAUCCAUCCCGUGCUGCGCAACGUGCUGAGCGGGCUGGUGCGGGCCGGCCAUCUCGACGGCAUGAUGGCACUGCUCGACGACCUGCCGGCACCGCAGUUCCGGGCGAACGAAAACACCGACGGCUACGGGACGUUCCUGAUGGUGGAGAUGCUGCGCAACGAUGUGCCGUUCGAUCGGCUGAACCGCUUCCUGCAAAGGCUGGUACAGACGGAGCGCAAUGCACGCGCGUACCAGGUCGCGUGCGAGUGCGCCGCCAAGGCGGGUCAUCCGUACUUUGCGCGGCUGCUGGCGGCGCUCGCGCCGCUCGAAGAUCUGCGCCCGCACUACUUCUGGCCACUGUUCAUGCAGCGCACCAAGACGGAUGGGGAGGCGGGCGUGCUGGGGGUGCUGCAGACGAUGCGCAAGCUGAAGGUGGACCCGGACCAGGAAACGCUCACCCAGUACGUGCUGCCCAAGCUGGCCCUCACGCUGAAGGAUUCCCGGGCGGCGCUGAAGAUUUUCGAAGCGUGCGGCGUACGGACGGCCGUACUGAUGACACCGUUCAUAUCGCACCUGCUCUACCAGAACCGGUUCGACGAGGUGCUCGAGAUUGUGCGCCUCUACCCGACCAAGCUCGACACGGAGACGCUCCUGUGGCCGCUGAUCCUGCAAGCGAACGUGAACCGCUCCGGCGCCCACCAGCGCAAGCUUGCGGAGGUUAUACGCGCGAUCGGCGAACGGUCGGCUGACACGCGGCACGAUCUAGCCGGCCAGCUGCUGCUCGAGCUGAUCAGCAACAAGAAGAGCAAGCACGACGCGGCCAGCCUGCGGGCGCUGCUCGCCGAGUUCGACCGGUUCGAGAUCAAGAUAUCGCGCAUGGCGGCCGGCGUGCUGAAGAACCAUUUCGGGCGUGCGGGGAAAGCAACGGGUGCGAACGAGGGCGAAGCGACCGAUGCGCUGCUGAAGAAGGUCACCGACGACCAGCUGACCAUCCUGUCGAAGGAGCUGUUCGACACGAUCGGUGUGCAUCCGCGCGACAUGAGCUACGACGAGCUGGAGUGCCACCUGGUGGAGCUCGAGCAGAAGAAGCUGAAUACGCGCGGCGUGCUGCGCCGCCUGCUGCAGCUCAGUGUGCGCGAGGGCCGGUACAAGCGGGCGCUCGAGCUGAAGCAGAAGUGCGACCAGGCGAAGGUGGACCAAAGCUCCGGCAUGCUCGCGUCCGUGGUCGAGCUGUACACGAAGGUGGGCAACCCGGAGCAGGCCGGCCGCACGCUCGAGCAGCUGCGCAAACAGUUUCCCGGCUUCGUGGUGGACGAGCACAAGAUACUGGACUACGCGGCGCUGCUGGUCGAGCGCGGCCAGCUCGACGGUGCGAAGAAGGUGCUGCGCGAACGCGCAGCCGGCGGUGGUAAGCUGCGCGGCGCCGACGAAGGCUCCACCAGCAAAAACGUUUGGAAUCUGCUCACCAACACGGCACAGUGGGCGGCGGCGGCCAACGCCAAAGGCGAGCAGGGUGGAAGUGCCUCUCCCAACACCACCCAACAGCUGCUCGAUUUGCUCGUCCAGCUCGGGUACUGUAACUACGACAACGCACUGCUCGGGCCGGUGCUGCGCGAGUACCUGCUGGCCGGCCACCGGCGGGCCGCCAUCGACGAGUUCAAACGGAUCGCCACCGAGAAACGGCGGACACCGUUGCAGCUGGAAAUCAUGACGCUGCUGGUGGAGCUUACCAACGGCCAGCAGCAGGAGGACAUUUCACCAGCCGAAGCCAAAGCGCUGCUUAGCGAAACGAUCCAAAUCGUGUCGCAAAUUCACGGGCCAGUCAACACGAACAACACGCUGAUCGUGGCACUGGCGGUCGGCGGCACCGAGGCACAGCUGCGCCGCAUGCUUAUCAAUCCGGAGGUGCGCGUCAACCACGAGUACAUCCUCACGCAGUGCGAGUUUCUCGUCGGCAGCGGCAAGCUCGAGCCCGUGCUGCGGUUGGCCAAGUGCGCCAAGGGGCUGGCGAAUGUGCGCGAGUCCGACUUUCUGCAGCUGGCCCUCGGGCAGUACGUGCGGGACAACAACUGCGAAGCGGCCGUCCAGCUCUUCCAGCGGCUGCUGGACGAGGGCGACGAGCUGAAGAUCACGACCGAGUUCGCGCGCAAGCUGUCCGAUCUGCUCGAGGCGAACAACUACGAACUGCCGGCCGGGUUGCAGAUGUACCUGAAGUGAUGAUUGAGCAGGGUCGGCAGCAUGGACGUGUAAAUAGUUUUAGUUAUUUUUGGUUUUUUUUUGCUUAGCAUAAUGCCCGAACGUACUUGGCACAGAUUAGCCUAAGUAAUCGCAAUAAAGUGCAUAAUCCUUAUGUAGGGUAAGAGAGAGAAAGAGAGAGAGAGAGAGAGAGAGAGAGAGAGAGAGAGAGAGAGAGAGAGAGAGGGGGGGGAGCGAUCGACAGUAGAAUAAACUCAAUCAUUGUUGCAAAGAAAAAUGAAAUUAAGUUUUCCAAUUCCUAAAAUAGACACGCGCUGCUGUUGUCGUCGCUUGACGUUGUUUUCAACUAAUUAGAUCGAUUGUCGCACCGAUCAUGCUUGGUGCUAUUUUUAUGCAUCACGAACAAUGUUGAUCGAUCGGUUUCGUACCAGAGCUCGAUGGAUGGCCGACUUGUGGGAAGCAUGCGAAGCGAACUUGCCCACUAACACAAGUACUCAAACAAAGCCGGUUUUCUGGACACGUUGCAGCAAUAAGAGGAACAACAGCAGUACAUACAGUGAAUCAAAUCCAAUGCUGACCGUUUCUUUCAAAAGUUAUUGCUAAAAAUAAUAAAGAAAAGAAAAACCAUUAAUUUAUUCUAAAACUGUGCCAUUCGAAUUCUUCUGAAGAGUUAUCGAAAUAUAUAUAUAUAUAUAUAUGUAUAUGUAUGUAUCUUUAUCUGUAUAUAUCUGUUCAAUAUAUAUAUGUGGUUUUAUGUGUCCGUACAGUACAUAGUAAGAUGCCACACGAAAGGACUGCCGGAGGGACACGGGAGUGUUGUUCUGCUGGAAGAAGGGGGGAAAUAUCAAUUACUUUAACUACACACUAUCCGCCACAUAAACUAUGUUUACGCGGCCGCGCCAUGGCGCAAUUGCUCCGUUUUGCUUCCCGGGGUUCUUUUUUUUUGUUGUUAUCGUAAUUUGCCAGCAAACAGAUACACACGGCUAGAUCCGUGUCACUCGCGUGCUCUUUUUAAUCACGCAAAAAUGGUACAGAGAGUUAAAUUCAAUCGCUUAUGCUCAUUACAUGUGUUUUGAGUGUGUAUUGUGUGUGUUUGUGUGUGCAUUGCAACACCAACAGUGUACUGAGGUGUACAUAUAAAUACCGGAUGGCAGCAUAACCGUUAUUUUGUUUUGGUUUUUUUAUAUGUUCGUUUUAGGAAGAUGAUCGCGGGUGGUUUGUUUUGUGGUAAUUUUGAUUCUGGCCGUGCCCGAUCGGGCGAUCGGGCGGUUUCUUUUUUUGUAGAGUUUUAAAACCAUUUCAGGUUUCCUCGGGAUGAUGAAACGAAGGGUACGAUGGUUAGCAUCAUUGAUCGUCACCAUCAUCCUCAUGGCAUUCGAAGUUGUGUCGCAUCAGCAUCAUGAAGAAAGCGAGCGAACGUGCAACAAAUUUCCAAACCUAAUAAAGCCCUGCUUUGUUUUUCCUGCUACGCACCAGAUCACUCUUUUUUAACGCCAGUACAGGUUUAGUUGAGUUACGAAAAUACAAAACAUCUAUGAACAAACUGAACAAGCAAGGCAUCAAAUCAACGCGGAAACGAUUUAAAGCUAAACAGUUCUAUACUACACUGUUCCUUCAACAAUCCCUCUCCACUCAUUCAAAUACUAGAGUCUUUUCCGUUUUCGCGCCACAGUCUCUUCAAAGCCGAACCAAAUAAGGUGUACA